AGUUCACAGAUGUAGUUGCGUGUAGUUAACUUUUUUCUUCGAGAUUGGCUUGGUGUUAAGUGUACCGCUUGUGUAGCCUAUGUGAAGCAAACAAGCAAGGGAUUGAGCUGCGCGAAAGCCGCGUUCGCGCAUUCGUUUUCUUGUUGGGUACAAGAUCGAAAAGAAUGCCCGUAUGUCGAGAUACAUGGUUUUUCGAGAAAAGGUCCCAUCCUUUAAUAUCAUGAUUGGGUCGACCAAGCCAGAUCAUGAGUGAAUAGAAAAUCGAAAACGUACAUAGCUAUUCCAGCUGAAAUACUUGGAAUAAUUCUACCACUUCUACUAGGAGUAGCCUUUUUAGUGCUAGCUGAACGUAAAGUAGUGGCUUUUGUGCAACGUCGAAAGGGUCCUGAUGUAGUGGGAUCGUUCGGAUUGUUACAACCUCUAGCAGAUGGUUUGAAAUUGAUUCUAAAAGAACCUAUUUCACCAAGUAGUGCUAAUUUCUCCCUUUUUGGAAUGGCUCCAGUGGCUACAUUUAUGUUAAGUCUGGUCGCUCGAGCCGUUGUACCUUUUGAUUGUGGUAUGGUAUUGUCAGAUUCGAACAUAGGGAUACUUUAUUUGUUUGCAAUAUCUUCGUUAGGUGUUUAUGGAAUUAUUA
This is a messenger RNA of Lathyrus oleraceus (garden pea), 634 nucleotides long. RefSeq names its product NADH-ubiquinone oxidoreductase chain 1. Gene Ontology annotation, cellular component: membrane; respiratory chain complex I. Gene Ontology annotation, molecular function: NADH dehydrogenase activity. Gene Ontology annotation, biological process: aerobic respiration. The record is from RefSeq and is a predicted model, not a curated record. Lineage: Eukaryota; Viridiplantae; Streptophyta; Magnoliopsida; Fabales; Fabaceae.